AGAAGAAAUAGAAGAAGAAGAAGAGGUCUAAUGGCGGCGAUGCUGGUGGUGGGAGUGCCAUGGAUAAGAAUCAGUCUGAUACCUAAGGAGGUGGCGCCGCCAAUUUUCCGCCAAUCAUCGCUUUACUGUCGCAAUGGCAGUGCAAAGAACAGCCAGAGUGUCUACUAUCACUGCUUCCCGAAGAGAGCGUUCUCAGUUUCUGCUUCAUCUACAGAAACCUACUCUCCUCUGAAUAGAGGAGCAAAAGGAGAGGAAGUUCGGGUUCGUUUUGCUCCAUCGCCUACCGGAAAUCUCCACGUCGGAGGUGCCAGAACUGCUCUUUUCAAUUACCUAUUUGCCCGGUCCAAGGGUGGGAAGUUUAUUCUCCGAAUUGAAGACACCGACUUGGAAAGAUCAACAAGGGAGUCGGAGGAAGCCGUGCUUUCUGAUCUUUCUUGGCUUGGUCUCAAUUGGGAUGAAGGUCCUGGCAUUGGUGGAAACUAUGGUCCUUACAGGCAGUCCGAGAGGAAUUCACUUUACAAGGAAUAUGCAGAAAAACUUUUACAAUCUGGUCAUGUUUACCGCUGUUUCUGCUCUAAUGAGGAACUAGAGAAAAUGAAAGAGAUAGCAAAAUUGAAGCAGUUGCCUCCAGUAUACACAGGAAAAUGGGCCAGUGCCACUGAAGAGGAAGUGCAAGAAGAGUUGGAAAAGGGGACCCCAUAUACCUAUCGGUUUCGAGUACCUAGUGAAGGGAGGUUGAAAAUUGACGACCUCAUCCGUGGUGAGGUAAGUUGGAAUCUAGACACUCUUGGGGAUUUUGUUAUCAUGAGAAGUAAUGGACAACCUGUAUACAAUUUCUGUGUCACUGUUGAUGAUGCUACCAUGGCUAUCUCACAUGUUAUAAGAGCAGAAGAGCAUUUACCCAACACUCUAAGACAAGCUUUAAUUUAUAAGGCCCUUGGUUUUCCAAUGCCUUCCUUUGCACAUGUUUCUUUAAUUCUUGCUCCAGAUAGAAGUAAACUUUCGAAACGACAUGGUGCAACUUCAGUAGGUCAGUUCAAGGAGAUGGGUUAUUUGCCUCAGGCUAUGGUAAAUUAUCUUGCACUGUUGGGAUGGGGUGAUGGUACUGAAAAUGAAUUUUUCACCCUUGAGCAACUUGUUGAAAAGUUCACAAUUGAACGUGUAAAUAAAGCUGGUGCCAUUUUUGAUUCCACAAAGUUAAGGUGGAUGAAUGGCCAACAUUUGAGAUCUCUACCAUCAGAAGAGUUAAUACAAAUCAUUGGUAGCUGCUGGAAGGAUGCUGGCAUUCUUACAGAAUCAGGGGGUGAUUUCAUACAAGAGGCUGUCCAGCUAUUGAAGGACGGAAUCGACUUGAUAAGCGAUUCAGAGAAAGCUCUUUCAAACUUACUAUCUUAUCCUUUUCAUGAAACCUUGUCAAGUCCUGAAGGAAAACCUGUUCUUGAAGAUCGACUUUCUGAAGUUGCGGAGAGCUUAGUAGCUGCCUACUCUAGUGGGGAGCUCUUUGGUGCACUUGAAGAAGGCCAACCCGGGUGGCAGAAGUGGGUAAAGAGCUUUGGUAAAUCACUGAAGCGGAAGGGAAAAUCUCUGUUCAUGCCCCUUAGGGUCUUGCUAACUGGAAAGCUUCACGGCCCUGAUAUCGGGUCGAGUAUUGUUUUGCUGUAUAAAGCUGGUAAUUCAGGCGUUGUAGCAUCUCAAGUUGGGUUUAUACCGUUGGACGAAAGAUUUAAAAUGCUCAGAGAAGUUGACUGGGAAUCCUUCAGUAAAGAUCCGCCUAUACUGGAGUCUGCCGGUGCUGCAACUCAUUGAGGUAGACUGUAACUUGCGUUCCUUGAGUUCUUCUGUGAUGACCUUUCGUCGUGCUCAUUUUUCAGAUUGCCGAUUGUUUUUUGGUCGACUCGGCCUUGAGUACUGUGCAAUAACUUUUGAGGUCGCGUGAGUUUUAAAAUCGUUAACGAAGCAGCUUGUAAAUGUGAGUUAAACAAGGAGAUGGGAGUUUUUACAGCUUUUCCAGGUAUAAAUGGUUUAUACUCCUAAUGUGAUGAUGAUUUUGAGAAAUCUUUGUGAUGGUGAAUAUAUAUGAUGGAUGUGAUACAAUUUUUUACAUAG
This is a messenger RNA of Ipomoea nil (Japanese morning glory), 2106 nucleotides long. Its product is annotated as glutamate--tRNA ligase, chloroplastic/mitochondrial. The record is from RefSeq and is a predicted model, not a curated record. Gene Ontology annotation, molecular function: tRNA binding; glutamate-tRNA ligase activity; ATP binding. Gene Ontology annotation, biological process: glutamyl-tRNA aminoacylation. The coding region runs from base 31 to 1806 and encodes 591 amino acids. The transcript is spliced from 14 exons. NCBI's taxonomy places the organism in Eukaryota, Viridiplantae, Streptophyta, Magnoliopsida, Solanales, Convolvulaceae.